Molecule: messenger RNA, 2479 nt
Organism: Solea solea (common sole)
Lineage: Eukaryota; Metazoa; Chordata; Actinopteri; Pleuronectiformes; Soleidae
Product: BTB/POZ domain-containing protein KCTD12-like
Exons: 1
Coding region: 115-900 (261 amino acids)
Biological process (GO): protein homooligomerization; regulation of G protein-coupled receptor signaling pathway
Cellular component (GO): presynaptic membrane; postsynaptic membrane
Molecular function (GO): protein binding
Source: RefSeq, a predicted model, not a curated record
GAAACUCUCCAUCUGUCCAUCCUUGUUAGGACACACAAGCAGAGAUAGACACUCAGUAGAAACACAAAGGACAAGUAUUAACUAAAACCAGAACACGGACAGAAAGGAAGGGAGAUGGCACAAACUUUCCCGGAGAUAGUGGAGCUGAACGUGGGCGGACAGGUGUACGUGACCAGGCUGGAAACUCUCACCGCGGUCCCCAACUCUCUGUUGUGGACCAAGUUCAGCCGCGGCUCCCCGGGAGAGCUGGCCAAAGACAGCCAGGGCCGCUUCUUCAUCGACCGGGACGGCUUUCUCUUCCGCUACAUCCUGGAUUAUUUGCGGGACUCGGAGCUCUUUCUGCCCGAGUUUUUCAAGGAGAAGAGGAGGCUGCGGAAAGAAGCGGACUUCUACCAGCUGCCGGGGCUGUUGCGGUGCCUGGCCGCCGCCGAUGACGGCUCAGCCGCGGAGGAGGAGGACAGCGCGGAGUCGGAGGCUGUGGAGCUCAGCAGCCCGGUCACCUCCGCCUCCUCCUCCGACAGGACCCCGCGCUCCCCCGGCGCCGACUCGGGCUACAUCACCGUCGGGUACAGAGGCAGCUACACCAUCGGCAGGGACAUCCAGGCGGACGCUAAAUUCCGCAGGGUCGCCAGAAUAACCGUGUGCAGUAAGAUUUCUCUGGCUAAAGAGGUGUUCGGGGAGUCCCUGAACGAGAGCCGGGACCCGGACCGGCCUCCGGACAAGUACACAUCCAGGUACUACCUCAAGUACAACUUUCUGGAGCAGGCGUUUGACCGACUGGCCGAAACUGGCUUCCACAUGGUGGCAUGCAACUCCACCGGGACCUGCUCGUACGGCAGCAGUGACCCGGGGGAAGACAAACUGUGGACCAGCUACACCGAGUAUGUUUUCUUCCGAUGAACGGACUGAACUCUGCCCUUAGUCUGGCUUCAGGAUGGCACCGUUUGUGUUGGUUGGUGGUGUUUUAGAGCAGUUGUAUUACUGCAUAUUCUUCUGGAUUAAAUUAUCCAUUCAUUAUUAAUAUUUUUUUCCCACUAAAUGCCACUUCAACCACAGACUUUAUAUGAGACUUUAACAAACAUUGGGGACCACUCUCAGACACUGUAGUUCCUGCAUUCAUUAAAGGGAUAGUUCAGUUUUUGUUUUAAGUGUAGGCCAAUCAGUGUUGCCAGCUCUGGGAAAAGUAUUAGUUUUGUUUGUGGACACUCAGAGCUAUACAUACGACAUGUUAUCUCGUGUGGAAGCUUAUUGUCAUGGGAAAGUAUAACUAGAAGCAACGCUCCCCGACUUUAGCAGUGAAACUCGCUGUGUUGUGUCCGGAAAACCACACGAGAUGACAUUGUUUCCACAACAGAGAGUUGAUGGUGUUAGUUCUGUUUAAAAUACAGUGACUUGCGGCUGGCGCUCCCAUUGCGUCACAAGAUGUAGAAAAAUUUGGUGUGAACACAGCAUUAGGACCCAUCAUUCAAGAAAGAUUGGAAAGAUUGGUAAAUUGACCUUAGGUGUGAGUGUGGAUGAUUGUUUGUGAUGGACUGGCAAACUGUCCGUUGAGUGUUGGUAGAAGAUGGAUGGAUGAUCAAUGAUGUCACAACCUCUGUCAUGUUAAUUUGCCUCGCAGAAAACUACUACUAUUGGACAAAGUUGCGAUAAUUAUAAUUAUAAUAAUAAACUUCAUUAUCAUUGAUUCCAGGAGUAACUGGACAACAUGGCUGUCAGCAGGGACAGAAAGGAAAUCAUGUUUUUAGCAACUCAACAAAGAAGUUAAAUCGGUGCUGCAGUACCUCAUAUUACCACACGUCAAAAAACCCAAAACUGAACUAUUACUUUUUUGUAUUCUUGAUCUCUUCGUACAUAUAGCAUUCACAAGGAUUCUGUGGAAGAAAAACAAAAUGCUACUUGUUCUUAUCAAAACGUAUCACAAAUUUAAAUUAGUUGAAGAAAAUGUGCAUUUGUUUUCCCAUCCCCUGACAACCCAGUGGGUGGAGUUCCGUUAAGAGUAGGAAUCACCACAGAGAUUGAAAGUGCAACUCGACAUAAAUAAAAAGUGCUAUUUGUUGCUGAUACAUGGUUCUGUUUUGAUCUCUUCAUGUAGUAACCAUUGCCUCUUGCACUAAGUUGAGUAAUGUUGUGGUUUCCCUCCUCUCGUCUGCCGUUUCCGCCAUUUUUUCCCAGUGCAGUUAAAAAUGUUUCUUCAUACUUUAUUCUGUCUCCGUCUCUUUUGCACUCAUUCACAUUUACCAUUAUUAUUGAACCUCCAUCAACUGUAAGAAGUAACAUUUAAAUCUUUAUACUUUAAAUUUUCUUUCAAUAAAUCUUCCAAAUUCCUUGGUUUUUUUUGGCGAUUUUCUCUAUGAUUUUCCUGAAUUUUGUUCUUCCCUCUUUAUUUCAUCCUAGAUUUUUUUACACUCUUUAUAAUUACUGUAUGUUCCAAUGCUGUGAUGAUGCGUAGGAUUCAAUAAAGGUACCUCUCUCAUCAUGA